Triticum dicoccoides is the source of this 8789-nucleotide messenger RNA. RefSeq lists its product as uncharacterized. The transcript is spliced from 10 exons. The record is from RefSeq and is a predicted model, not a curated record. Lineage: Eukaryota; Viridiplantae; Streptophyta; Magnoliopsida; Poales; Poaceae. The coding region runs from base 78 to 2528 and encodes 816 amino acids.
UUUCCCCAACGAUACCCUCAAAAAUAAGAAAACCAAAAAGAGUAGGAAAACCCAAAACCUAAGCCCCCUCACUCCCGAUGACGGCGCCGGAGAUCCUGGAGGUGCGGUGCGCCGGCUGCGGCGAGACGCUGGAGGUGGAGCAGGGGAUGACGGAGUUCGCCUGCCCCGGCUGCGCCAUGCCGCAGGCCCUCCCGCCGGAGCUCAUGCCGCCGCCGCCGCCGCGCCCGCGCCGCGCCCUGCCGCUCCACCACGGCGGGGGUGCUAGGGACCAGAUGCCGUGCGGCGGAUGCGGCGCUGUGCUUGCCGUGCCGCGGGGCCUCUGGCGCAUCACCUGCCCGCUGUGCGCCUCCGACCUCGUAGCCGACGGCGACCGCCUUCGGCUGCACCAAGCCGGCGUACAGGUCAUUUCGCCUGCGGCCGUUGCUUCCAUCGCGUCCACGUCCCUGCGGCGGUCGGAGGAAGAGCCCAGAAGCCAAGCGAUUCACGUGGGACAGGUGCAAGUAGGAAGGUACAAUAAACCAAUCCAUUUUGAGCAGGAACGUGAACCCUCUUUAGCUCGUUCAGUUCAUGAAGAGUCAACCAAUUCACCCAGAUCAAACCCAAAGAUAGCAGUUCAUGUGCGAUGUGCAAAAGAUGCACCUGUUGAUCAGUUAUUUCAUAGAGAUGAGCCACACAUUAAAUUACCCAAUGGAACUGUUCCCAGACAUGAUUUUAAGAAGAAAGGUGAUCUAUCUGCUAGUCCUGGAUCCAUUUGUGCAGAGAGGAUAGUGCUGGACCAUCCUAGUAAGGUCAGCAACGCACUGCGAUCACAAGGUGGGCCUUCCAUUCAUUCAUUUCAUACAGAGGCAGUACAUGGGCAGCAUCAAAGUAACAUCAUUGGAAAUCAUGAAAACCAGAAAGCUAGACAUGCUUCAGUGGCUAGUAUUGUGGAGCAGGAAAUAGUAAAGCCUCCGAGUCACACUGCUUCUGGAAAACAGGUGCAUACUGAGUCGCAUGGUAACACAACUGGACGGAAUCAGAAGAGGAAAAGGAGCAGCUGGACUACUGGUGGGAAGCGCAAGAAAAAACAUAUGGGCUCAGACAAAGAGCUUCAUCCUAAAUGUAAUAAGUAUUCAGCUGCCCAGCCAGAAUAUACUCCAAAUAGCAAUACUGUUCAGGAGCCAGUUUCUUCCCCGGAUGAAAAUCAGUUUAAUCCUGCAGAUGUUGACAGAAUAAUUGCCAAUCUUUACCCUACUUCAUUAUCUCAGAAGCAGGCACCUCUAGGGGGAUCACACGUGUUGGACAACAUUGAUGCAACCUUGCCUUGUGUCUCUAGAGAUCAUGGUACAUCUCCAGUGAACCAUGUUUCACGGUGCCACUGUCAAUGCUCAGCAGAUGCUAUGGGUGCUCUUGCUAACCGGAGUUUCAAUUCAGAACAGGAGCAUGAGAUUCCUCAGGGAAGUUCCAAUGGGAUUUGCCCUCAUCGUAAAAAUGGUGCACAAGGGCAACAAAUACAAGAUGACAGUCAUCCCAUGCAGGUGGAAGUUGAGUGUCACCACAACAAAGCUGCAGGACAACACAAGAGUGUAGCAAAAGGCCGCAUGCAUUCGCCAAAUGAGAGGGACUAUAUUGAAAACCGGUCUCGCACUGGUAUUCUCCAGCAGGUGGCCGUAGCUACUGCCUGCUGUCAUCCUACACCAUCACCGCUGUUGACCGCUACCCGCUUGCCCAGUACCACUGUUCCUUCUGUCACAAGAUCAUCAGUUCAUCGAUCACCACCAUAUUGCGAACCACCAGAAACUAUCCAUUCCCAGGAUGCUCAUGCUCCUGGCAUGGGAUAUAUGAAAUCUAAAGUGCGCAAGGGGAGGGGCCCUGCAAAACUCACUGAACCACGUAGGGUAGCUGACAGGCCUGUGCUGACUCCGACUAAUGUGGACACAUGGGAUAUCGACCCUCCUUGUCCCAAGGUGGCCUCUACCAUCACUUUACUUCUCAAGCAGUGGCACCCAGGGUCAACUUACGUAAUGGCUUGUCAGCAAACAAACGAAGUACACCCAGAACAAUUGGUUCUCCACUUUCACCAGUAUCAUUCGGAUAGAAGGGCUAUCAUCUUGGAUGAGUUCCUUCGACGUUACAAGUGGGCCCCUGGGCGGGAGGCAGAGUGCCUGAAGCUAUUCGACCGCAGAACAGUCAGACAGUUCACUGGACUCCUGUGUGAUGAGAAGCGAAAGGCUAGAGUGAAGUUGUUUGCAUCAAGGAAAGUGAAAGGAGCUUCGGAUGCUACCAGGUCCAAUGGACAGUCAAAUUUGGAUGACAAGGGUGCUAGCAAAAAGUCGAAGCUGCCGCGCAGAGACCCGGCAGGUGUAGGGCAUGAGGAUGACGACCCUCUUCAGUGGAAGCAGUUCCCUCCUGAAUGGAUGCUGCCAAAGUGGUGGGAGAUGCUAUGUGAGCACUGGGCUUCAGAAGAAAAUUUGCAGUUCUCUGUAACGCCCCGAUCUGUGUCGCAGGCGACCAGAGUAGGCAGAGGGGGAUCUGGGGAAGGGGGAUGAGAUAAACUGGAGAAGGGGAUGAGCAGAGGAGAGAACAGAGGAGGGGAAAUAGUUCACUUCUUCAGACUUGCCGAUACACGCCCAUCUCCAAGGCUUUAAGUACACACGCACGCCAACUGGCCCGGGCCCUAUGCGGCAACAGGUGGGACCACACACGCUUACACUUGGCAUGCCAACUGGCAGUCACACGGUGGUAUGCAGCACCGGGGUGACAUUCUCCCCGCCUUGAGAAACGGCCCCUUCUUCGGAGUUACUGUCUUCCCAGAUUGGUGACUGUGGAUAGCGACGUCGAAGAACUUCAUAGUCUUCCCAGGUUGUCGACGGAGGAGUUGUGUUCCAUGCCACCUGCACCUGAACCACUGGUGCGUCUCCUCUCUUCAUCAUCCUCCGAUCCAAAAUCUGAACUGGGUUAGAGUCCACUGCUGAUAAGUCGACGGUCGCAGGCAGUUCGGAGAACACUGGUGUAUAAUUGGGUGUGAACGGCUUCAGCUGGGACACAUGGAACACAGGGUGAAUGCGACUGUCGGGCGGCAGCUCCAGCUUGUAUGCCGAGGGACCAAUUUUGGCGCUGAUGGUGAAUGGUCCGAAGAACUUGAACGCCAGCUUGGCGCACGGGCGGCUGGCCACCGAUUUCUGCACAUAGGGUUGCAGUUUCAGCAGUACCUGCUCCCCAACCUGAAAGACGCGCUCAGUGCGAUUUCUGUCUGCAAACUUUUUGUACUUCUGUUGCGCCCGAGUCAACUGUGCCUGCAAGUUUUCCUUGUGCAGUGCCCAAUCCCACUGCUCCCCUUCCGGCAAUGAUGCUUGUGUUGCCGGCCAUGUUGCCAUGCUGCCCUCGUUGGCAUCCACCCCAUACAGAGCCUUGAACGGAGAGCAACCCAGAGAAGAGUGGAAAGAGGAGUUGUACCAGAAUUCUGCAGAGGGCAGCCAGCGACACCAUUGCGUGGGAGUGUCGUGAACAGCGCAGCGCAAGUACAUCUCCAUGCACUGGUUCACGCGCUCGCUUUGUCCGUCCGUCUGGGGGUGAUAGGCAGUGGAGUAGAGGAGUUUGGUGCCCGCGCUGGCUAGCAGUUCCCGCCAAAGCACGCUGGUGAACACUUUGUCGCGGUCGGAGACGAUGGAGGAGGGAAUGCCGUGCAGCUUGACGAUGUUGUCCCAGAACACUCUUGCCACUCGUGUCGCCGUGAAUGGGUGUCGCAGGGGCACAAAGUGUGCAAGCUUGGUGAAACGGUCAGACAACCACCAUGAUCGUGUCAUACCCUUCGGACUUGGGCAAGCCCUCGACGAAGUCCAUUGUCAGAUCACGCCACGGGGCUGUCGGAAUGGGCAGGGGUGCCAACUUGCCCGCUGGUUUAUGCAAUUCAUGCUUCGCCUGUUGACAAAUCUGGCACUGCCGCACAUAAUCUUCAACAUCAUGUUUCAGACCCUUCCACUCAAACAGCUUCUUGACUCGGUGGUAAGUUGCUGUCGAGCCAGAAUGGCCCCCCACGGCACUGUCAUGCAGAGCGCUGAUCAGUUUGGUGCGCAGGGCUGUGUUUGCGCCGAUCCACAGCCGCCCGCGACGGCGAAUGACUCCACGGUACAGCUCGUACUCCUCGUCGUCCGGACUGUGCAGCGCGAGCUGCUGAAUCUUUUCCUGGGCAUCUGGAUCCGUGGCAUACGAAUUGGCCACUUCCUGAAUCCAUGUUGGCUGGCAGAGGGACAGAGCAUUGGCGCUGUAGUGACUGCCCACGCGAGAGAGAGCAUCCGCCGCGCUGUUGUCGACGCCCUUCUUGUACUGGAACUUGAAUUGGAGGCCGGCCAAUUUGGACAUGGCGCGGCGCUGGACAUCGGUCACCAGAUGCUGGUCCCCAAGCGUGCAUAAGCUUUUGUGGUCCGUGACAAUGGUGAACGGCCCGCGUUGCAGGUAAGAGCGCCAUUUGUCCACGGCCAUCAUGACGGCCAAGAACUCUUUCUCGUAGGUGGAGAGCUUUUGGUUCUUCACGCCCAACGCCUUGCUGUAGUAUGCGAUGGGGUGACCGUCUUGGACGAGCACGGCACCGAUGCCGGUGUCGCAGGCGUCGGUUUCGAUGGAGAAAGGCUUGUCGAAGUCGGGAAGGGCGAGCACCGGCGUGGUCACCAUCGCCUUCUUGAGCGUGUCGAACGCGAGCUGCGCCGACUCGGGCCAUGCAAAGCCUUUCUUGGUGAGCUGCUGGGUUAGCGGCUUGGCAAUGAUCCCGUAGUGGGGGACGAACUUGCGGUAAUAGCCGGUGAGCCCCAGAAAGCCACGGAGCUCGGUGGCAUUGUUUGGAGUAGGCCACUGCGCCAUGGCGUCUGUCUUCUCAGAAUCAGUCGCGACGCCCUGCUUGGAGAUGACGUGACCCAGAUAAUCAAUGUGAUCUUGCGCGAACGAGCACUUGGACAUCUUGGCAUAUAGCUGGUGCUCGCGGAGCAAGUUGAGGACGAUGCGGAGAUGUUCCAAGUGGUCCUCGAGUGUCUCACUGAAAACAAGGAUGUCGUCAAGAAAAAUGAUGACAAACUUACGGGUAUACUUGGCGAAGAUAGCGUUCAUCAGGCAUUGGAACGUGGCCGGAGCAUUUGUCAACCCGAAUGGCAUGACUCUGAAUUGGAAAUGGCCGUGGUGAGUUUUGAAUGCUGUCUUGUGUUCAUCCUGUUCGCGCAUGCGAAUUUGAUGGUAGCCUGCGCGCAGGUCAAGCUUGGAGAAGAAAGCCGCUCCGGCAAGUUCAUCGAGUAGCUCGUCGACGACGGGCAAGGGAAACUUGUUCUUCACGGUCACGUCAUUGAGACGCCUGUAAUCCACGCAGAAUCGCCAGGUGCCAUCCUUCUUCUUCGCAAGCAAAACUGGCGCCGCGUAUGGACUGACCGAGUGCGUGAUCACACCGGCGUCGAGCAUUUCUUUGACCUGCCGCUCAAUCUCGUCCUUUUGCAAUGGAGAGUAGCGGUAGGGCCGUGUGUUGGUUGGCUGGGCUCCAUCUUCCAAUGUGACCGCGUGAUCAUACUGCCUGUGAGGAGGCAAGCCGGUGGGUGCGGUGAACACGUCGCUGAAUUCUUCCAGGAGAUCGUUGAUGGGCGUCUGCGAGGGCUUGCGUGGUCUUGGUUUGGGGGGCUGCAUCUCGACCAUGGCCAUUGCCCAGAUAUCAUUGCCGGCGAUCAACUUGCAUAGUUCUGCCGGUUGCACCGCUGCGAGAGUGGGUGUCGACUUUGGACGAACACCUUGUAGCUUGACUGUCUCACCCUCGUGCAGGAAGGAGAUGAAUUUCUCCUGCCAGUGGCAAGUCAUUGGGCUGUUCUUCUCCAACCAGUCCAUGCCUAGGAUUCCAUCGUAUGCGCCUGUGUCGAGCUGGUACAUCGGCGUCGAGAACGUGUGGCCCUGCAUCCACCACUGGAGCUCCGAAACUUGGCGCGAGCAGGUUAGUCGGUCGCCGUUGGCCACCCGCACAUCCAAUGUGGCGAUCUCUUGCGUUGUCGCCCCAACGCGCUCGACGAACGACUUGUUGACGAAGCUGUGGGUGCUCCCAGAGUCCAGUAGAAGGAGCAUAACUUGGUUGCCCACAAGCGCGCGGAGACGGAUUGUACUUGGCGCCUCCGAGCCAUCCAGGGCGUGCGCUGAUAUUGUGCAACACUCUGGAGGGGGUGCUUCUUGUUGGGGUGCAUCGAGCAGGUCGAGUGCGUGCACGGUGUCGUCGGUGAGCAGCUCCCCGUAUGCGCCCACUUGGAUGGUGAGGAGCUGGGCCUGCGUGUUGCAGCGGUGAUCACGAGUGUACCGGUCUCCGCACUUGAAGCAGAGUCCGUUGGCGCGCCGGAACUCCUUGAGUUGUCGUUCACGGGCGUAGUCGUCGGGCUGUUGGCGGGGCGUGGCCGGCGGUCGGGCGGGCACAGGUGGUGGUGGGCGGCCCUGCGGCUGCGGCCGUGGACGCGCCCUGGGCGUGUUCAGCUCCUCCUCUUGAAUGCGUGCGAGAAUGGACGCACGCGUGAUGCUGUUGGGCGCCUGCAGCCGGACUGCUGCGCGCAACUCGUCCUUGAGGCCCAGCAAAAAUUGAGUGAUGAAGAAUUUGUUGCUGAGAGAUGGGUCGAGUGCCAGGAGAUGAUACAUGUAUGUAUCGAACUCCUUGCGAUACUCGCUGACCGUGCCAAUCUGACGGAGCUGCAACAAUUUGUGCAUCUCCAUCUCAAAUUCGUCGACCCCGAACUCCUCUUGAAUCGCAGCGCAGAACGCAUUCCAACCGAGGCCGCCAUGUGUUUGGCGAAAUGCCUGAAGCCAGUGAGCCGCUUGCCCUUCAAUGUAUAGUGUCGCCGUGGUCACCCAACUCGCGGGCGGCACAUGGUAGAGGUCGAAAUACGCCCGGCAGCGGUCGAGCCAGAGGUAAGGCGCGCUGCCAUCGAAGCGAGGGAAGUCGUGCUUCGGCGGCUUGACGUAGUGGUCACCGUGGUGCUGCUGCUGGUGGUGCGCCUCGCCGAUCUGGUGGUACUGCUGGUGCUGGGAUUGGACGCCGGGUUGUGGUGCUGUGGCCAACAGGGGCGGGCGCUGGUCUGAGAGGCGCGGAGACGGCGGCGGCCCAUGUUGGUGCUGUGGCGCCGGGGCCUGGGGCCGCGGAGGUGGUGGUGGUGGUGGAUGGAGCACGGUCGGGGAGUGCGAUUCCGACGGUGAGGGCGAUCUCUCCAGCGCCUUGCGAGUCUCGUCGACAUCCGCCUGCGUGAGAUCGACUUGCUUGGCGAGGGAGCGCAGAUCUUGCGAGACUUGGGUGUUGAAGGCGAUCUGCGCCUCGAGCCGCUUGUCGCUGUCGACCUUCUGUUCGUCGAGGCGCGCGAGAAUCGUCUCCAUCAUGGCCUUGAGGCUGGUGGUGUUGUCGUCCAUGGCCGCCAGCAACUGCCGGGUCUGGACGGAGGGCUUGGACGGUGCCGUCUCGCACCCCUGCUAGAUCGAACCCCGCCGGGGAUUUUGCGUGAUCUCGCCGGAGCAAGUCACACCCGAGGCGGUGGAUGUUACCGAUCCAAAUCAGGAGGCAGCAGCGAAAAAAAAUUUGGGGCAGGAUCGGAGGCUCUGAUUACCAAUUGUAACGCCCCGAUCUGUGUCGCAGGCGACCAGAGUAGGCAGAGGGGGAUCUGGGGAAGGGGGAUGAGAUAAACUUGGAGAAGGGGAUGAGCAGAGGAGAGAACAGAGGAGGGGAAAUAGUUUACUUCUUCAGACUUGCCGAUACACGCCCAUCUCCAAGGCUUUAAGUACACACGCACGCCAACUGGCCCGGGCCCUAUGCGGCAACAGUGGGACCACACACGCUUACACUUGGCAUGCCAACUGGCAGUCACACGGUGGUAUGCAGCACCGGGGUGACAUUCUCUGCCCUGAUGAGGAAGAAUCGGUUCACAGGAGGCUCCGCCCGGCACACAGCAGGCUCCCGGAGCAUAACCAUGCAUCGCAAACUUAUGAUGAUAGAGAAUGGUGGGAAGUCGGUAUCGGAAGUUGAACUAUUUAAUAAGACCCAUAAACAUGGCGGCGGUAAGGGGGUAUUUGUUACCGAGAAAGCAAGGCGAACUGUGGAGGCCUUCCAGAGGCGUUUAGAGGAGGCAGGUGAUACUGAACUAGACCCCCAUGUUGUAUGGUCGGAGGAGGUAGGGGGCCGUAACCGAGGGAGGUACUAUGGACUCCCUGGUAUCAUUGACAAAGGUCGGAUAGGCAACUUGUCAAAGUCCAUCCCAGGUUCUUUAGGUCGAAAGAGAAGGCAGCUGUUCACACAGGAUCAGGUGCAGGAGAUGAUCAAUCACGCCACACGGCAGAUGAAUGAAACUUGGGAGAACAGGUUUCAGUCUUUGGAAAAGAGUAUGCGUGGCAUGGCAUCAUCGGAUGUUUCACAGCAUGCUUCAGCAGCUGGACCUGGGGCUGAGGAUGACGAGGCAUCACACGAGCAUACAUCGGAUUCUACUGACGAUGGAACAUAUCAAUCCGCAGAAGAUGACAGUGGGGAGCAUAGUGGUGAUUAGGAUUUAGGAGCACAGGAGUCGCAUUUCGGCGCAAUUGCUUUGUGCAGAUAGUCUGUUUUCAUUUUGUGCACACUGUUUUUUGUAUAUAUUGGAGUAUGGAAAUAUUGUGCGUUAUUCAGUUUUACUCCCUCUGUCCCAAAAUAAGUGUCUUGAGCUUAGUACAUAUUUAUACUAGAGCCAGUACAAAGUCGAGGCACUUAUUUUGGGACGGAGGGAAUAUUAUUUUAGGUGUAUUUUUUAUGUACAUCCUCUGUUCAGAAAUGUAAGAUGUUUUGGCAGUUA